Molecule: messenger RNA, 918 nt
Organism: Meloidogyne enterolobii
Lineage: Eukaryota; Metazoa; Nematoda; Chromadorea; Rhabditida; Meloidogynidae
Source: the annotation of a GenBank genome assembly
AUGACAGCAGAUUCUAGAAAAUUAUUGUGUGGUGUAAACUCAGAAUCACCCAAAACUCCUGCAUCCACUCCAAAUUUUAAAACAAACAGCAAAAUACGAUCAAAGCGUUCAAAUCCUUCCUGUACUUAUAAUAUCGAAUUUGAUUCAAGAAAACAAUGGCCACAAUGUGCAGAUAUAAUUAACAUUGUUAGAAAUCAAGGCCAAUGUGGGGAUUGUUGGGCAGUUGCAAGUUCAUCUACGUUUACUGAUCGCUACUGUAUUGAGAGAGCUAAGAAAGGCUUAAAAACGCCAGUCUCUGAUCCUGAUAAUCAGUCAUCAGAUGAUGAAAUACUUAGUUGUACUUCCCCGACUAGCGGAUGUGUAAAUGGAGGUUCUCCACCCGAUGCAUGGCAAUACAUGAAAAAUUCUGGUGUUGUCUCUGGAUCAAAUUUUGAACAAAAAACCGGAUGUAAGCCCUACUCAAUCAAUCCAGAAACUCCUGGACCACUUCCUACACCUAAAUGUGUCUCGCAAUGUACCAAUUCUAAAUGGCCAAUUCAAUAUAAUAAUGAUAAAAAAUUCGCUAUAUCGACAGGUAUUAUUCCAGGCGAUACGGAAGUUUCAGAGGCUGUCAAGGCAAUGAAGGCCGAAAUUAAAGCUAACGGUCCAAUUACUGGCUGUAUGGAUGUAUAUGAUGAUUUCUAUCAUUAUAGUGACGGAGUUUAUAAGAGAACUACUGACAAAAACCCUGGCGGCCAUGCAAUUCGUAUAAUUGGUUGGGGAACUCAAACAUGUUCAGGAAAAGUCCAACCAUUUUGGCUUGCUAUUAAUUCAUGGGGAAAAGACUGGGGAAUGAAAGGAGUAUUUAUGAUUGCUCAAGGAAGUAAUGAAUGCAAGAUUGAAGCUUGGGGAGCUGCUUUUGGCAAGCCUAAAGUCUAA